Messenger RNA from Ambispora gerdemannii, 1542 nucleotides. NCBI's taxonomy places the organism in Eukaryota, Fungi, Glomeromycota, Glomeromycetes, Archaeosporales, Ambisporaceae. The record is from the annotation of a GenBank genome assembly.
AUGAGCAAUCCAACAGAAAAAAGUGAAAAAGACAUGAACAAUUUGAGUGAAAAAAAACACUCUGAAGCGGUUAUCACCGACACCGAAAAAGGAACCAACGAGGAUCUUUCCUUCUCUCCUACGGAAAAGCGUAAUAUUAUUCUCUACAUUCUUGGCAUUAUGUGCUUUAAGUUUGCAUAUGAAACUCUUGGUACGAGCAUCUCUCUCUUUGCACAGGAUCGAUAUGCAAAAAACGUUGCUCUCACCAUGACUCCUGUCUUGACAUCAGCUUUUACUAUCGUACAAUGCGUUUGCGCUAUCGCCGGUGCACAACUUGUGGUACACUUUCGAACAAACGUCUUAUUAGCCGCCAGCAUAUUCACUUUCGGAGUCUUUGCUGCGCUCCUCAUCAUCGUUGAUGAAGCCACUUCGGGACACUGGAACCCUCUGUGGAUCUUCGUCCUAUACCUUCCCAUGGGCGGCUGUCUUGGAAUUAUAGAGCUCAUCCGUCGUAUUAUACCACGUGAUAUUGUUGGUGAAAAUCCCAUUAAACUAAGAAGAAUGGAUGCCAACGUUCACAUUUUUUACGAGAUUGCUGGAACUGCUGGUGCAUUCACCUCCACCGCCACCGUUAAGACACUAGGUUAUAUCAAAGCUCUACUUCUGAUGCCCAUAUUGUUCACUUUAGCUGCAGGUAUCUGGUUUAUGAUUAAGCUCAAUCCCAACAAUUCUGAUCUCAAAAAGUCAAAUCCGGAUGGUACCCCGGCUUACAGUGGAAAGAAAAAGAGCCUCUUCGCCUUAUAUUUCUACUCCGUAAAACGUGGCGCAUAUAUCAUUUUUUCGGAACGUCGUUUUAUCUGGCUUGUGCCCGGUUAUGUUGUAGCUUUGGUCUUUCACAGGUUCGUUGAGGGAGUCCUCUCUCCAACGUUCGCAAAGCAGAUUCUCAACGAAGGUUCCUAUAAUGGCAUUCUCCUAGCAGGAUCUAACUUCGGAGAACUCUGUGGUGCACUUGCCGUCCUCGUGUUAGCCACAAAAAUUCACACUCCGAUUCCAUGGGUUCGCUAUGAUGCCUUCGCCUUGCUGACACUCUGGAUAUAUCCUUACUUGCCUGUUACGAGCGCCAUCGCAUGGGUUUGGACCGCAUUUCCGAUUUUAAUGGUACUUUCCGCGGGUUGGGCAGCUGGUGACGUCUCCCUCGCGGCCUAUAUUCAAUCUCGAUUGCAUUCAUCGCAUGGUAAAGAUGAUCAGGGUACUUCACCGCUAGGGUGUGUCAUGGCUUUUCUUUACUGUUCGUACAUCGUCAUUUACGCUGCUCUCUCCAUUCCGAUGGGAAGAGUUUUUGAUGCAUAUAAAGCGCGAGGGAAUACCCGUGAAGCAUUUAUUUAUGUUGCGGGCGUUAUGGCAACAAUUGGCUCAGUCAUUAUAUUCUCAUGCACUUUUAUACCAAAGGGCUCAUUUGCUUUGAAUCCAAAAGUUGACCCUAGAGAUGAGAUAGCGGAAGAGGAAAUAGAGGAACCGGCAAAAGGUUCUGCCAACCUCAUCGCAGCUAUAAGCAUGGGCUAA